AUGGGUGGAAAAGCUGAAAAGGGUACUCCUAAGUACAUAGCAAACAAAAUUAAGGCGAAAGGCUUGCAAAAACUUCGUUGGUAUUGUCAAAUGUGCCAAAAACAGUGUCGUGAUGAAAAUGGUUUCAAGUGCCACACAAUGUCUGAGUCACAUCAAAGACAGCUCCUGUUGUUUGCUGAUAAUUCAUCCAAAUACAUAGAUGACUUUUCAAAGGAGUUUGCUGAUGGGUACAUUGAAUUAUUAAGUCGACAGUUUGGUACUAAACGCGUGAAUGCCAAUAAGGUGUAUCAAGAUUAUAUAUCCAAUCGAGAUCACCUGCAUAUGAAUGCUACUCAGUGGGAGACCUUAACUGAAUUUGUGAAGUGGCUGGGACGUGAGGGUAAAUGUGUAGUUGAUGAAACGGAGAAGGGAUGGUUUGUGGCAUAUAUAGACAGGGAUCCAGCAACAAUUGCCGCACUGGAGGCAAAGGCCAAGAAAGAGAAAAUGGAUAAGGAUGAUCAGGAAAGAAUGUUAGAGUUUAUACAAAAGCAAGUAGAAAAGGGAAAGAAAGAUAAAGUUGAUGAAGAGCCAAAGUACACAGAAUUCAAAAGAGAAAGCAGUCAAGAGAAAUUAACACUUAAUCUUAAUUUAAAGAGGAAAACAGAAGAAAAAAAGGUGGACUUGCCAAAAGCAACAUUAUUUACUAAAACAAAGGAACCGAGUAAAGAAUCGUCGAAGAAACAGAAAAUGGAUUCAAAAUCAGCCCUAGAUGAUAUUAUGGAAAUGCAGGAAAAGCAAAAAGAAAGAGCUAAUAGAAAAGAUUACUGGCUAACUGAGGGUAUUAUAGUGAAAAUUGUUACCAAAUCCCUUGGUGAUAAAUUUUACAAAAGAAAAGCGAUUGUGGAAAAUGUUUUUGACAAAUAUGGCGCUCAAGUUAAAUUAAUUGAUGAAAAUGUCAAAUUAAAGUUGGAUCAGAAUCACGUGGAAACAGUGAUUCCGAGCGCGAAUCGUCCCAUACGAUUUGUGAACGGGGCGUAUCGUGGUCUGCGAGGCGUUUUACGAGAUAUAGAUACUGAUAAUUAUUGCUGUACUGUGGAGGUAUCAGAAGGUCCCCUUACGGGGAGAAUAGUGAAGAAUGUACAAUACGAAGAUAUCAGCAAAUUGGCGACGUAA
Messenger RNA from Pieris macdunnoughi, 1152 nucleotides. The record is from the annotation of a GenBank genome assembly. Lineage: Eukaryota; Metazoa; Arthropoda; Insecta; Lepidoptera; Pieridae.